AUGGGAUGCAUUUGCUUCAAGUCUUGGCGGCGACAAUCUCCACCGUCGAUUAAAUCAACGGCCAUCGAUGAUCUCGAAAACGAUAGAGACGAUGGCGACGACGAGGGACAUUAUCCGCUGAUUUUCCGGGAGUUAAGCUUGGAGGAGCUGAGAAUCGCCACCGACGGAUUCUCCGGAGGAAACAUCGUAUCGGAGCACAACGAUUGGGUACCAAACAUCGUCUACAAAGGCAGACUCGGCGAUGGUCGUCGAAUCGCCGUCAAACGGUUUCAGAGACUUUCAUGGCCUGAUCCUUUGGAAUUCACCAAGGAAGCACAAGCAGUGGGGAGAUUGAGGAGUGAGCAUAUGGCGAAUAUGAUUGGUUGUUGUUCUGAAGACAACGAGAGACUUCUUGUCGCCGAGUAUAUGCCUAAUGGAACUUUAGCAAAGCAUCUCUUUCACUGGGAGAAAAGACCGAUGAAAUGGGAAAUGAGGUUAAAGGUUGCGUUGCAGACCGCAAGAGCUUUAGAGUUUUGUAAAGAUAAGGGAAUAGACUUAUACCAUGAUCUUAAUCCUUACCGGAUAUUGUUUGAUAAGAUGGGGAAUCCUAAGCUUUCUUGCUUUGGUCUCUUGAAGAAUAGCCACCAAGGGAAGAAUCAUAGUACCAACUUAGCAUUUGCUCCUCCUGAAUAUUUGCGCCUAGGUACUCUGAUACCGGAGAGCGUUACAUUUAGCUUUGGGACCUUAUUGUUGGAUCUUAUGAGUGGCAGACAUAUCCCUCCAAACCAUGCACUUGAUUUGUUCCGCGGCAAAAACUAUUUGGUACUAAUGGAUUCAGCUUUGGAUGGUCAGUUCUCUGAUGAGGACAGGACUGAACUAAUGCACAUAGCCUCUCGUUGUUUAAAGUCUGAACCCGAAGAGAGGCCAAGGAUAAAGUCUCUCAUGGCGACUCUUUCUAGACUUCAGAAACGAGCCGAGUUAUGGCCUAUCAAUGUCAAAAGGCUCACGCCUCCUCCAGCAUCCAAUCCGCCUGAAAAGACUAAACCUGCAACAGAGCCACUAAAGUUGACUCCUUUUGGAGAUGCAUGUUUGAGAGCAGAUCUAUGUACCAUGCACGAACUACUCGAGAAACUCGGGUAUGGAGAAGACGAUGGGGUCGCAAACGAGUUUUCGUUCCAAAUGUGGACGGACGAAAUGCAAGAGAAUAUGGACUACAAGAUGCAUGGAGAUGCCGCAUUUCGAUCUAAAGAUUUUGAAACCGCCAUUGAAUUCUACACAGAGUUCUUGAGUGGAGCUCCUACGGUGUCACCAACAGUAUUGGCAAGAAGGUGUCUAUGUUACCUUAUGAGUGAAAUGUUCAGCGAGGCUCUGAGCGACGCGAUGCAAGCGCAAGUAGCUUCCCCGGAAUGGCCAACCGCUCUUUACUUACAAGCCGCUUGUCUCUUCAAGCUCGAGAUGGAAGCUGAAGCUAAAGAAGCUCUUAGACAUGGUUCCGCUCUUGAGGCUUAA
This is a messenger RNA of Eutrema salsugineum, 1488 nucleotides long. Its product is annotated as probable serine/threonine-protein kinase At5g41260. Gene Ontology annotation, molecular function: ATP binding; protein binding; protein kinase activity. Lineage: Eukaryota; Viridiplantae; Streptophyta; Magnoliopsida; Brassicales; Brassicaceae. The transcript has 9 exons. The record is from RefSeq and is a predicted model, not a curated record. Bases 1 to 1488 code for a protein of 495 amino acids. Gene Ontology annotation, biological process: protein phosphorylation; brassinosteroid mediated signaling pathway.